This is a messenger RNA of Drosophila sechellia, 2556 nucleotides long. Its product is annotated as proteoglycan 4. The coding region runs from base 321 to 2417 and encodes 698 amino acids. The record is from RefSeq and is a predicted model, not a curated record. Lineage: Eukaryota; Metazoa; Arthropoda; Insecta; Diptera; Drosophilidae. The transcript is spliced from 3 exons.
CUCCUCCUCUAAUAUUAUUUUUCUAACGUAUCUGGUUAAAGUGGAUAAAAUAAGUUUAGGCGUUACCUGAAUUCGGUCAAGUGCUGAGCAGGCGCUGUUUCUUAAAAAGCAUUUGCGCCUUCGAUUUUGAAGGAGUAAACAUCGUAGGCCAUAAACUAUGCGAUCUGUGACUUCUAAAGACGGACCUUGAAAACACAGUAAGACUUCUUAGGAUCCCCAUUGCAUUCCUGGCGAAGCUACAAAACGAUAAUAGAUAAUAAUAUCAAUAUCUGUGAUGCAGCAAUUGCAAUUCUCUCCUAAUUUACCAAAAACUAUCAAUAAUGCAAAGGUGCAGUGAACUGGGCAAGAAUUUAGAGACCUGGCAGCUCUUACUUCGCUUUGAUCGGAACAACCUGAAGGUGAAGAAGGGCCCAAACGGUCACUAUUUGGAUAGCGAAUGUCGGGAUGAGCUGCGCAAGUCGAUACCUGCGAAGUCAUUCGAGGAACGGAUGAGCAGGGUAGCUAAAUCGCUGAAACGGCUGGACGAGGUGAACGAUAUUGGGAGCCCUGAAGCGAAAUCUCAGCAGGACAACGAAAAGCAAUCCGAGUUACCAGCUAAGAACCAAGCGAAACGGAAAGUUCUAGCUAACCCAUCAGUUGUGGACCUUUGCAGCGAUGAAGAAGAUGAGAAAUCAGUUGUUCGCUUUCUUGAUAAGGAGACCCUGGACGCCGAAUCAGUUAUCUUCAAUUCCUCGCUUAUGGUCCUUGACGAGGAGCUGGGCGAGGUCAAUCUGAAGGACUAUGCUGAUCACCUCGAUGGAAAAUUGGAUGAAGCGUCUUUGAGGAAGCGAAAUCUCCGGGAGGAGGAUAACACAUCUCUUAACGCCAAUAAACAGACAUCGAUAAAAGAGUUCCUGACUCCCAAAAAAUCGAAGCAAGACCAAACUGCAUCUUUUGCCUCCCGGCACUGUUUGAAAACGUAUGUCAGACGACCAAAGAUAUCAAGUAAUACAAGUGGCGAAUCAGGCGGCCAUGUACUUAGAGAACUAAACGUCACAGAUGGUAUCACAUAUAACAUCUCCUUCAAGGAGAAAUCAUCCGACCUCAUAGUAAUGGUUGACCAAGAAUUCGCGGCUAUCAAUGAAGAAACCCGCGAAUUUUUUAUAAUUAAGAAUCGAAAACCGAAAACCCCAACAGAUGGGGAGCCUAACCAAAGUGAUAUCAAGAAAGAUGUAUCAAAUUCCGUCGCUUUGAUCGAGAAAGAUGAUUCACCCUGUGAUUCCUUAGCAAGCUUAGAAAUUAAUGUUCAAAGUAAGUCUCACCCAGAAGUGGCUUCUGAAAUUCAUGGAGAAGCGAAGAAAAAUAUAAACAUAUUGAUCGAAUCACCAAAGAAAGUAGGAGCCAAGGACAUUCCGCUCCCGAAGGGCAUACUUUCAACUGACCAAGAGGCUCAUAAAGAAAAUAACCCGAAUACGGGUAUAACACCAGAAGUUCCUCCCCAAUCCCCAAUAAAUGCGAACCGAUUUCGUAGUGACCUGGUUUCCAUCCCAGAGAACAUGAUUUGGGUUCGCACUGACCUCUUGCAGGAGCAAGUGGAUCGUGCACCUGACAAUGAGUUAUUGAAGACAGCUGGCCCGUCUGAUCCUUCCAAGGCACUGAGAACUGGUGAAAAGCGAAGGUUGUCACCGCAACCGUCAGGAAAACAGUGCAAUAGUCACGGGCAGACGAAAAGGACAGCCGUGGAUGGCUAUAAUCCCACAUCAGUGGCAGCGUCUACAUGUUCACCGAAUAUUCCGAAGGACGCUGCACCAGCAUUUAACUACAGCUAUCAAGUAAAUAGCCCACCACCACCCGCUGCAGCCACAUCAUCCAGCUAUCCGGCGACUGUUCCCUAUAAUGCUUCUCCAGUUUCCACUUCCCAACCCUCUGGUCUGCUGCCCACACCAGUAUUAAACGGCGGAUAUUCCCGGCCUAUCUCUUCUACUGUAAUCAACUCCCGCUAUCCAGUGGAUCCGCGACCAGCCAAUUCGUAUUGGUGCCUUCCCGCUAAUCCGGUGGUUACUCCGGCCAGUACCACGCCUAUUUAUCAGUCAACUCGACCACCAGCUCCGACCACCAGCUCCAGUUACCAAAGACAAAACCCUGUGCGUGCUGUAUGGGCUAGUAAUUAUCAAACAAUAUUGCCAAAAAUUCCAUUACUAGAGACGCCACCCCCAAAUAUUCCUGGGCGUCCUGUUCCCUCAGCUGCAAUUAAUAAUGCGCCUACAGGAUGCAAUCCUCGCACCGACUUGACCAACAUCAUGGACAUGCUAGAACAGGUGAAGAUGUUUGCCUACGGUCAAGAAAAUACGGAGGCUUUCCACCUAAUCAACCAGCUACGCCACAGUCUUCAGACGGGAGGCGCACCUAGAUUCCAAGCUCCCCGGCGAAAUGUUUGAGAAUUGAACCACACUGCAAACGACGACCUCAUCUCGAAUAUUUGUUUCUUGCCUAGGUUUAGGCCUUUGUUAAAUACGCAAUUAUAAUUUUGAUAGAAAAUAUCAAUAAAAUCAUAGUAAUACAAUAUUACGAAUUCUG